UAAUAAUAGAGUAUGGCCUGUCUCAAAUACAUGCAGAGAGGUUUGACAUUAGCUAUACGUAAAACGUAUAUAAACACCACCUCCUAAAGUUAAUUAAUAAGUUUAAUAUGAUCGAGUUUAUAGUUGUAGAGGUAUACAGUUGCUAGGUCGAUCCAGGCUAGUAACAGCUUCAUUUGUCGGCAACUUUCUCUUCUUCUCGCGCGGCAGUUCACGUCAGGAGACUUCGCUCAUUAUUCCAACUCUCAAUUGCAUCGUAUGGUCACCGAGGGUCACUUGUUAGGGAGAGCGUCACUUACUCGGGCAACGCGAACCGUUUGCGGUUUUUUGUGUCACACCUCGUAGCAGCACAACCAUCAGAAUGAGUCUCCAUGAGUUAGCUGCUAGUGGAUGUGUCGAUGAGUUUGCUAGACGACUGGCCAAGUGUGACACCGAUGAUGUGAACGAGAUAAACGAGAACGAGCAAACUCCCCUGCAUUGCGCUUUGGAGAACGAGCAAGACGCAAUAGUCGAGCUACUGUGUGAGGCUUCAAAGUCCGGCAAGGUCGUCAUUAAUCCUCUUCUAUCAGACAAUCACAAAAGAACGCCCCUUCACUUGGCUGUCAACACGGGGAAAGUAGAGUUAGUGCAGACUGUUUUAGGGAUACCGCAAGAUGUGAAUCAGAGAGGUCCUAAUGACCGAACGCCUUUGCAUGUGGCAGCUCUCGACGACAAGUCGGAUAUAGCAUCUCUACUGCUGCAACAUGGUGCUGAUCCACUGUUGAGAGACAAAGAGAACAAAACUGCAUUGGGACUAGCAGUUGGCACAGGAUCACUAACCAUUCUUGAUGUCUUCUUACGUAACUGUGGUUCACAUUCUAUGGAUCUUCUGGAAAGUAUUUCAGGAGAGGACAAAAGCAGUUUGUUGCAUUUAGCUGCCGAAUCUGGCAGUCCAGAUGCUGUUGUGUAUCUUUUGUACAAGAAUGCUAACAGAAUUGCAAGGGAUUCUUAUGGAUGUACAGUAAUUCAUAGAGCUAGUCGCUAUGGUGACUUAAGAGUUCUUCGUCAAUUUUCAAAUACUGACAAAUCGUUGUUUGACUCUGGUAAUUCAGAAGGUUUUACACCACUACAUGAGGCUGCUAGGUGUGAUAACGUUGAAGUUGUGGAGUUCUUACUCGAUAAGGGUGCCGUACUGGACAAAUGCACCGUGUCUGGUGUAACUCCUCUGCUGCUCGCUGCUGCAUUUGGAGCUCAAAAUGUUGUCAGAUAUCUUCUUUGUUUGAAAGUAGACUACAUGAAGAAAGACCAGAACGGUGCUAAUAUCAUUCAUUUAGCUGUUGGUCAUGUAAAGACAUUAAGAAUUCUGGCUGAGAUUCUCCAACCUAGAGGUGUAUUUGAAGGACUUAUUCAUGAUCAAGACAAUGAAGGCUCAACUCCACUCCACUAUGCAGCUGAUCAUGGUGGACCAUCGGAUGUAACAUUUUUCUUUCAACACGAAGCCAGUGCUGUAGCUGUGAACCAGAAAGGCUUAACUCCUCUCCAUAUUGCUGCAAGUCGCGGCCAUGUACAGAUAGUUGCUAAGCUCUGUUCAUAUGCGCUUCCUGCGCUAAAUGCUACUGAUGAGAAUGGCAGGACUCCUCUUCACCUGGCUUGUUUCUAUGGCCAGCCAGAAGUUGUAUCAAAUUUAUUAAAGUAUGGAACAACUAUCACUGAAGAUCACGAUGGCCGUACACAGCUGCAUUUUGCUGCCUGGAAUGGAUCUGUUGCUUGUAUGAAGGAGUUGUUGUCGGCAUAUCCUGAAGAAUUGAACAAAAAGGAUGUCGAAAAGGCAACACCUCUUCACCUAGCUGUUGUAGCUAAUCAUGCAGUUAUGACUGCUUAUCUCUUGGAUCAAAACGCUUGUCUUUCUGACAACAAGUUUGGUCAGAAUUGUCUGGACGUGGCUCUUGCACUUGAAAAAGAAGACAGUGCAGCUGUGAUAGUGAAGCAUCAAAGAUGGAGAGAAAGUAUGAAACCUCUUGGUUCCAAUGCAAAAUCUCAGCUGGAACUGAUGGUAGAGAAAAUGCCCAAUUUGGCAUUGGUUGUGAUGGACAGCUGUGUGACAUCUGAAAGUUAUCCUAAGAGUAAACGGAUAUUUGACUUCCAAUACAUGCAAGGUGUCACAAACACGAAAUGUCCAGUUCCUGCAAUGGCUUCGUUACGUCUACUUGAGGCAAUGGUAAAGUUUCGACGAACAGCUUGCAUGGCUCAUUCUCUUUGUGUUGAAUUUCUCAACUCCAAGUGGAGAAAGUUUGGUGCUGCCGUGGCCUUUACAAAUAUUACUGUGUACUUACUAUUUCUCUUGGUGUUGAUGGCUUUGGUGAUUCAAUUUCCAGUGUACACAGAUAAACCACUUUCACAUGGAGUCCAAGCUCGACGCCUUCUGGAAAUUCUGAAUAAUAGCAUGCCAGAAAACAGAACAAAUCUAACAUUCUCUGAAAAGAGUGAGUUUUGUUACGGCAAGUUUGGUACCCGAAUGGCUACUGUAGCCUUUGCUAUUGUUGCAUUAUUGAAAGAAAUGGUCCCCAUUUUCUAUGAGAAAUCUAACUACUUCAAACUGUCCAAUGUCAGUGAACUGUUGGUUUACAUUCUAACUUUGGUCUUUUUGGAUCCUUUCGGGCUCAUUCUCAAUUUGUUCAAUGUACCUGUGGAAUGUCCCAAAGUUGUGUGGGAAAUCGGAGCAGUGACAGUGUUUUAUGCAUGGUUGGUCUUCCUGCUCAAUCUAAGAAGGGUACCUGUUUUGGGCAUUUACAUUGUCAUGAUAACGUCGAUGGUCAAGACUUUGUUAAAAGUUGUGGUGGUGGUAUCACUGUUUAUGUUGGGAUUCGGUUUAUCUUUCUUUAUGCUCAUGAACACUACGCCAUUGUUUGUGUCUGGAGAAUUGUCACUAAUGAAGGUGAUUGUCAUGUUUCUUGGUGAUUUGGCAUAUGGAGACAUCCUGCCACCACAAAGAAUAAGCAGUGACAAUGUGGCAGUAUACCAGCAACAGCUGAAAUUUUGGUAUCAACAAUUUGAGUUUAGCAACCAUCUCCCCAGUGUUAUGAACAUUGACAGCACAUUUCAAAGCAAUGCGAUACGUGUUGACGAUCAAUCUUUGGUCGCUUUUCCUGAAUUGUCGUAUGCAUUAUUUGUUAUAUUUUUACUACUGAUGCCUGUGGUGGUGCUCAAUAUGUUGAUUGGUCUUGCUGUUGGCGACAUUGCUGUUGUUCAAUCAGAUGCUGCGCUGAGACAAAUUCGUAUGCAGAUUAAAUUUCUGGUUCAACUGGAACAUGCUCUUCCAUCAUGGAUUCUCAGUCGUUUUCAAGUCUUGAAGAGUGUUCAAGUUGAAGGAGACAGAACGCUGCAUGGCUGGAUUCGCAAUAUCAUCAAAGCUGCUGAUGAGCCAAACGCAAAUGAGGUGUCUAAGACUGUUGAACAGCUGACAGCAAUAACAUCUAGUCACCGUCAUUUGGAUGAGUGGCUUUCUAGCAUCCAGAAGAACUUAGAUCAGCAAGACGCUGUAAUAAAAUUGCUAGCAUCUCGUGUCAAACACGAGCGUGAGCAACCUGGUGAGAAGUCGUCUCAACCUUCUAUCCAACAAGAUGACACCAACGGUACUGAUCCUGGUAAUGAGGAAGAACAGCAACAGACUCAAUUGAUGAUGACACCCGCUGAGUCUGAUAUGUUGAUGGUAGCAUCCGAAGAACCUGGAGAUGAAAUGGUUUGAUGUACUACUAAGUAUGCUAAUUAGUUCAUUAAUUUGCGCCAUUUUUGUGUAUUUGGCUGCACGUGUUUGCUAGAUGGAAACUUUAGCUACUAUAAAGGAAGAUACCCUAGUUAUUGUAUUGUUGUUUUACAGGCAGUCAGUAUUGUUAGAACGUUUAUGUUUGAGUUUGUUAUGUAAGGGAUUAUGCUGAUUAAAAAUUAAAUAAAGUGUCAGUGGUCCUUUAACUGCUUUUGUGUGUAUGUCAAGUCUGUCUGGAAUGAAUGAGCACAGUCACAUGCGAUAACAUCAUUUGCUUUGUGUGUGUGCAUGUGCACUUGUGCAUGGGUGCCUGUGUGUGUGUGUGUGUGUGUGUGUGUGUGUGUGUGUGUGUGAGAGU
Molecule: messenger RNA, 4097 nt
Organism: Corticium candelabrum
Lineage: Eukaryota; Metazoa; Porifera; Homoscleromorpha; Homosclerophorida; Plakinidae
Product: transient receptor potential cation channel subfamily A member 1-like
Exons: 28
Coding region: 359-3721 (1120 amino acids)
Biological process (GO): transmembrane transport; monoatomic ion transport
Cellular component (GO): membrane
Molecular function (GO): protein binding; monoatomic ion channel activity
Source: RefSeq, a predicted model, not a curated record